This is a messenger RNA of Sclerotinia sclerotiorum 1980 UF-70, 414 nucleotides long. RefSeq lists its product with no specific name. Bases 1 to 414 code for a protein of 137 amino acids. The record is from RefSeq and is a predicted model, not a curated record. The transcript is spliced from 2 exons. Lineage: Eukaryota; Fungi; Ascomycota; Leotiomycetes; Helotiales; Sclerotiniaceae.
AUGCUUCGCAAGUCAGAGGAACAGGUUCAAGAAUGGGCAAGAUUGGAGACCGAACUUUUCCGCCUCGUUGAUUCUUUCCAAGCUGGCAUCGCGGCUCGGGAUGGUGUGAUCAAGAAACUCAAAAAGGAGAAGGAAGAGCUUGUGAAGAUAAAUCAAGGGAGCGAUGGGAAAAACAGAGGCCUGUGUAAGGAAUUGGAUGAAGCCAGAAGACAAAAUGCGGGGUACGAUAAACAAAUCGAGAGAACACAAACUUUGCAAGAAGAAAAAAGCCGAUUGGAAAGCGAAGUUAGCAGGCUGACAAACGAUAUCAAAGGUUUUGAGGAAUCGAGAGAGCAAAUUCUCUUAAAAGGCAAUAGUGAUCUUUUCUUCAUUCUUGCACGCUCUUACACUGCAUCCAAUUCUUCUCAAGAAUAG